This is a messenger RNA of Pelobates fuscus (common spadefoot toad), 5534 nucleotides long. RefSeq names its product inactive phospholipase C-like protein 2. Gene Ontology annotation, molecular function: phosphatidylinositol-4,5-bisphosphate phospholipase C activity. NCBI's taxonomy places the organism in Eukaryota, Metazoa, Chordata, Amphibia, Anura, Pelobatidae. The transcript has 6 exons. Bases 1757 to 5062 code for a protein of 1101 amino acids. Gene Ontology annotation, biological process: phosphatidylinositol-mediated signaling; lipid metabolic process; release of sequestered calcium ion into cytosol. The record is from RefSeq and is a predicted model, not a curated record.
CACAGGGAGGAUGGAGAGAGACUGUAUGGGAACAUCCGCACAGCAGCGAACCUACAGCCCCAAUCAUCCGACAGCAAACUGCUCUGUCUAGGCAGAGGCUGCAGCAAUAUGCCACUGUCCUGCUGCAACCAGGUCUACAGUAAGAAUUCUGGACCUGAGAGGAACCUAUAGAUAGAACGUCUACAGCACAGCAGACACCCCAAAGCAGAUGGACCUAUAGCACAUAUACAGCACAGCAAAUGGAUCUACAGGACACUUCUAGCUUAGCCAAGAUACCACAGCAGAUGGACCUAUAGGACACCUACAGCACAGAAUAUUGACCUGCAGGACACCUAUAGCUCAGCCAAGAUCCCAAAGCAGGUGGACCUAUAGGACAUCUACUGCAUAGCAAGUGGACUUGCAGGACACCUAUAGCUCCGCCAAGAUCCCAGAGCAGAUGGACUUAUAGCACAGCAAAAUCCCAGAGCAGAUGGACCUAUAGGACACCUAUAGAACAGCUAAGGACCAGAGCAGAUGGACCUAUAGGACAUCUACUGCAUAGCAAGUGGACUUGCAGGACACCUAUAGCUCAGCCAAGAUCCCAGAGCAGAUGGACUUAUAGCACAGCAAAAUCCCAGAGCAGAUGGACCUAUAGGACUCAUAUAGCCCAGCAAAUACCCCAGAACAGAUGGACCUACAGUGCACCUAUAACACAGCAAGGAUCUCAGAACAGAUGGACCUAUAGGUCUCCUAUAGCCCAGCAAAGAUCCCAGAGCAGAUGUUCUUGCACAGAGGACACGGUGGAAGCCAGAAGUCUCUAGCAAUGAUCCUAUAGAAAGUGACCCUAUAGAAGCUUCAAGUAUGAUUUGGAAUUUUCAGCAAAAGCCACGACACGUAUACGAGCUUAUUGCAGAGCAGCUGUCCUACAGCACAGAGCCCUGACUGCAGGAAGUAUGCCUCUGCUCAUAGCUCAUUGCAAAGACUUUGCAGGAAAACAGAGAUUCACGACCAAAGCUGCAAGAAAUCACCGAUCAUACAGCAAGCACGGUGCCCUCAUACAAUAUUAGCGAUCCUAUAUCAAAGGGGCUGGCAUAGAGCAGUGCAUCACUGUACUGCUUCUAAUGCACAGAUCAUAUAACUGACCUUAUAGCACAGAUUUUACAUCAUGCCAGAGGCCUUAUAGCACAGACCUUGCAUGGUGUCAAAGAUCCUAUAACAUGCAUAUUGCACCAUGAUCAGUGACCCCAUCAGUGACUCAAUGGUUAUAGCACACAUAUUGCACAUUUGCACUGACCUUAUAGCAGAGACACCUUCACCAAAUCACUUAUUUUAAAAACAAAAAAACACCCCACCACAAUUUUGGGGCAGUCCCACAGAUUUCACACCAAAUCAAUGACCCACUAAUAUAGGACCCCCACAUAAAUCUGAAGCUUUUGCCACAAAUAAUUUAACCUACUGGACUGAGAGAAACAGCACCAACCUACAGUGGUAUCAAACCAAACCAGUGACUCUGCAGAUUCUAUCCCACAGGAACUACUGUAACCCAGACCAACACACCCACUGUCCUUUAUCCCACACCAGAUCUGGAUCCCUGCAGCAUAGACUAGAGGUUUUGGGAAGAGUUACAUGGCAAUGUGAAGAUCUUGUUUCAGAGGGAAAGUGCUUGCAGACCUGCUGAAAAAGAAAAAUCCUAAAAAAUAUAAUAUACUAGAAAAUCGAAUAAUUCCUGCACAGAUCAUGGCAGGCUGAGGGUGUUCAGAGGGUGAGUGCUGUAAGCAUGGCAGAUGGAAGGGAUUCUGCAGCCUGCACGGCUGCUGCUGCAGCUGCAGUUGUGGUGGGACUUUUAGGGGUGCAAGAUGUGGGCUCUGUGACUGCUGGAGGACUUCAGGUCUCAGGUGGAGAAGAGCUGCAGGUUAAUGGACGUUGCUCAGAGGACAGUCCCCAAUCUGGGAGGAACAGCAGUGACCACUCAAGAGAAAGGGUCCAUGUAGCCGGCAACUUGAGAACCACUGGCAUUAUGAAGGAUGGGUCCCGACAGAAGCAGAAGAAGACAGUGUCUUUCAGUACAAUGCCAAACAACAGAAAGAUCAACAGCACAGCUGCUUGCAUUUCUUUCAUGAUGGAAGGAUGUGAGAUGAAGAAAGUAAGGUCCAACUCUCGGAUGUACAAUCGAUUCUUCCUGCUGGACCCAGACAUGAGAUUCCUUCGGUGGGAACCUUCAAAAAAGGACUCUGAAAAAGCGAAGUUGGAAAUUAAGUCCAUCCGUGAAGUACGGGUGGGAAAGAAAACUCCAGUCUUGAGAAGCAAUGGGUUGUCUGACCAGUUCCCUGAGGAAUGUGCAUUCUCCAUUAUAUUUGGAGAGAACUAUGAGUCUUUGGAUCUUGUAGCCAGUACAGCUGAUAUUGUUAACACCUGGGUAAUGGGGCUUCGGUAUCUUGUAUCUUAUGGAAAGCACACACCAGAUGUUCCAGGGGCCAAUCAGAUAAGUUUAAGAACUCUCUGGGUAUCAUCUCUAUUUGAGAUUGCUGACAUAGACAGGGAAGGACAUAUUCCGCUCUCUAGAGCUAUCCAGCUUAUUAAAGGUCUAAAUCCAGGAAUGAAGACAUCAACUAUUGAGUUGAAAUUUAAGGAGGUUCAGAAGGUCAGUGAUAAGUUUGGAAGUCAUGUAACUUGUGAUGUGUUUGUGGAAGCAUACUGUGACCUUUGUACCAGGCCAGAGGUGUUCUUUCUCCUGGUGCAAUUUUCUAGCAAUAAAGAGUUCUUGGACUUAAAAGACUUGAUGAUAUUCAUGGAAGUUGAACAAGGCAUGGAAGAUGUUGGUGAGGACACUUCUCUGGAAAUUAUCAAUAAGUAUGAGCCCUCCAAGGAAGGCAGAGAAAAAGGGUACCUUACUAUUGAUGGAUUUACUUGUUAUCUUCUGUCAUCUGAUUGCCAUAUCUUUGACCCUCACCAUAAACAAGUCUGCCAGGACAUGACCAGGCCACUGUCUCAUUAUUAUAUAAAUUCUGCACAUAAUGCAUGCCAGCUAGAGGAACAUUACUGGGGUACUUCAGACAUUAGUGGCUACAUACAUGCACUUAGGAUGGGAUGCCGGAGCAUUGAACUUGUUGUUUGGGAUGGUCCUGAUAACGAACCCCUUAUUUACCUUGGUUUAUCAGUUGUAUCGCAAGUAUCCUUCCGAAGUGUCAUCAGUGUUAUUGACAAAUAUGCAUUUGAAGCCUCUGAAUACCCUUUGAUUCUUUGUCUUGUAGUUCACUGUUCUGUACGGCAACAGCGUCUUAUGGCCCAGUGCUUAAAAAAAGUUCUUGGGGAAAAACUUUACAAGGAUCCACCAUGCCAAGAUGAAAACUACUUGCCUUCACCAGAACAACUGAAGGGAAAGCUACUCAUAAAAGGGAAGAAACUACCUCCAGAUAACUCUGAUUCAGAGGGGGAUGUGACAGAUGAAGAUGAAGGUAUGGAAAUUGCCAGAAGACUAGGACAUGAUGGCAGAGAACAUCUCAAUGGAUCUGGACAUAGGAAGUUGCGUCUGUGCAAAGAGCUUUCUGAUCUGGUUAACCUCUGCCAGUCUGCAAAGUUCAAGGACUUUGAAACAUCUAGGAGAAGUCAAAAGUACUGGCAAGUGUGUUCUUUUAAUGAAGUUACUGCCAGUCGAUUUGCUAAUGAGUACCCUGAAGAGUUUGUGAAGUACAAUAAGCGUUUCAUUUCCAGAGUUUACCCAAGCUCCAUGAGGAUAGAUGCCAGCAAUAUGAACCCCCAAGAUUUCUGGAAGUGUGGCUGUCAAAUAGUUGCAAUGAACUACCAGACUCCUGGUCUAAUGAUGGACCUUAAUACUGGAUGGUUUCGUCAGAAUGGAAAUUGUGGCUUUGUCCUUCGACCAUCAAUCAUGAGAGAAGAAGUAUCCUAUUUCAGUGCUAACGCUAAGGAUUCCUUACCAGGAGUCUCGGCUCAGUUGCUCCACAUCAAAAUAAUCAGUGGACAGAACCUCCCAAAACCCAAAGGAUCGGGAGCCAAGGGAGAUGUUGUAGAACCCUAUGUCUAUGUGGAGAUACAUGGGAUACCUGCAGAUUGCUCAGAACACAGGACAAAGACAGUCACACAAAAUGGAGACAAUCCAAUAUUUGACGAGAGUUUUGAGUUCCACAUUAACCUUCCAGAAUUAGCCAUCCUGCGAUUUGUAGUUUUAGAUGAUGACUUUAUUGGAGAUGAAUUCAUAGCUCAGUAUACAAUCCCUUUUGAGUGCUUACAAACUGGUUUCAGACAUGUUCCUUUACAGUCUCUGACGGGAGAGUUCUUGCAGAACACUACCUUGUUUGUCCAUAUUGCCAUCACUAACCGACGUGGAGGAGGGAAAGCACAUAAGAGGGGUCUCUCUGUACGGAAAGGGAAGAAAGUCCGUGAGUACACAUCCACCAGAACAACAGGAAUUAAAGCUAUUGAUGAAGUAUUUAGAACAUCUAUUCAGUCUUUACGAGAGGCAACUGAUCUUCGUGAGAAUGUACAGAAUGCUCUGGUCUCUUUUAAGGAGCUCUGUGGCCUGACUCCAGCAGCAAACAUGAAGCAAUGUAUUCUUACAUUGUCAGCCUGGCUGCAGAACAGUGAUAGCCCACUAACUGUGACUCUCAACCUUGGCUCUCAGUACCCAGCUCUGGAAGCCCAGGGUUCAGUACCUGAACUAUUGAAGAAGGUUCUGACUUCUUAUGAAGCGUUUAUACAAGCAAGUCGGACUCUAAUAGAGACUUCUGAUGCCGUUUACAGCAAAAUUAUUCAGGUUCAAAAAGCAGGAAUGAGUUUCCAUGAAGACCUCCAUCGCAUCGGUGCCAAAGAAGGGUUGAAGGGUAGGAAAUUACAGAAAGCCAUGGAGAGCUUUGCAUGGAAUAUCACAGUGCUCAAGGGCCAAGCUGACCUCCUCAGACAUGCUAAGAACGAAGCUAUGGACCAUGUGAGGCAGAUACAUCACGCUGGCCAAUCCAGUGGCAUUGGCCGCACCAGCUCUCACUCUCCUUCCCUUGACAUCUUCAGGCCACGGGCAGCCCUGGAGCCAAUUCCUGAGACAGACACUGGAGGCAGCAAUGGUUCUUGAGAAUGCUUUUGAACAGCACUAUAGCAAUGAACUUAAUCCAUUUUGGCAGCUAGAAUGGCAUGAAACAUAUAGCUUUCUACAUUGUUAUUGUUGCAGGUCAGUCAGGCAAAUAAUGGAUAACAUUUAGGAUCUCGUCAGUACUGGCCCCAUUAACAGGAGUCCCGAGACCCAACUGUGGCACAUUUUCUAUAAACUUAACCUAAUAAUUACUGCAAAUUUUCCCCAGUUAAGAGAAGCAUGAAUAGAUUUUCAGCAGAAGGCCUAUGUUGUAUUUUUUUCUUUUCAUUUUGGCUCAGUAAUAGACCUGCAUCACUUUCCCCAAAGCCACAGCGUUCCUAAAAUCAUGAUAUUAUGGCCAUGGAAAACAUCAAGCAAAAUCACACGUCUGCUUACAUCAUCUGUGUGCCCACCUCUCUGUCCAUCUUUAUGGAGUGAAAUCACUUUAGAUUGAAAUAUAUUUGUUUCAGAUUGA